This is a messenger RNA of Pseudoliparis swirei, 936 nucleotides long. It is a transcript of the gene chchd7, whose product is annotated as coiled-coil-helix-coiled-coil-helix domain containing 7. NCBI's taxonomy places the organism in Eukaryota, Metazoa, Chordata, Actinopteri, Perciformes, Liparidae. The coding region runs from base 311 to 568 and encodes 85 amino acids. The transcript has 5 exons. The record is from RefSeq and is a predicted model, not a curated record.
GAGCGUGGAGCGGAGAGCCGCCCGACGGAGAGCCUUCUGCCGCAGCUCCAUUAGCUCCACAUGUACGCGGGACUAUUGUUGUCCGGUAGCCGCCCGACGCCUCCCGGAGCAGCCAAUGGGACAUGGCGACCUUCUGAAGAGACGUUAGCAGCAUUUCUGUCGCCAUUCUCCCCCCCGGUGUGUGGAUAUUAGCCUGUUGGUGAAAGACAACAUUCAGCGGAACGUUUCCUGUUUACGAGGCGGAGGAGUGUUGUCCGGUGCAGUGUUGGCCGGUGCUCUGGGCGCUGCUGCCCCCUAGUGGUAGGUCCGGAUGGAUAAAAAUGUUCGGAAAUUUCGGAACCAGGACAGCAACCCAUGCAUCGAGGAGAGCGACGGCUCCCAGAAGUGUUUGGGUGCCAACAACUACGACAACAGCAUGUGCACGGCGUAUUUCCUGAGAUACAAGAAGUGUCGGAAGUACUGGCACAGCAUCAUGCUCCAGAGGAGGCGAGACGGCGUGACCCCCGACAUGCCCGCCGCUGCAGAGAGGCAGGAGAUCCUCGCUGCGGUGGGAGGGAAACCGUACUGAGAGGCAGCGGCAGGACGUUUAGGCCACGCCCCCACAGCCCGGUGACGCCAAUGCAACGCUUAGGACACGCCCCCACACACACUGGUGAUACCACUGGGACUCGAGGCCCCGACCUGUCCUCAGACUCGGGUCUCUGAGUGGUCCAUUAUGAAAAGAAAAGGAUGUUAUUAUUGUUUAUUGAGGUUUAUGAACGCUACAUAAAAUGAGCUGAGAGCUUUUUGUUUUGAAGGAAAACGUCUAACAGCUGAGAAUAGAAUAGCCGGAGCAAGUGGAGCUCAGCUGUAUGUUAACCACAUCUGUGACCUCUACAGCGACCUGUGACCUCUGUCGUCCGUCUAGCCUUAAUAAAAUAUCAGUAUUGUAUCGAU